AUGGACAACUUCUUUGGAGGGAAGGACCCCUUUGAUCACCCAUUUUUCUCCCAGCCUUUUGGUGGAAUAUUUGGCGGGAAAAGCCCAUUUGAUGACCCGUUCUUUAGCGGUGCUUUCGACAGUCCAUUUUCCAGUGGCCCAUUUGGUGAUCGUACUAGUUCCCGGAAACAAAUCAAAAUCGAGGAGCUGAACCCCGAAAAUGAAGGGGGCUAUGAUAGUUCUGUGCCGAAGGAUAUGCCAAGCAAGGAAGUUUCUCUUAAGAACAUGAAUGAAUAUCCAACUGGAAAUCAGAGUUUCAGCUUUCAGAGAGUAGCAUAUGGUGGUCCAGAGGGGUGGUACUACACUUCAUCUGUUGGGAGAAGAACUGGAGGAGAUGGGGUGUUCUUGAUGGAGAUGAAAGAAGAAGACCGAACGGUUGGUGAAUCACUGCAUACAGUUUCAAAAGGUAUACAUGACAAGGGACAUUCUGUAACAACCAAGCAAUUCUCUGAUGGGAAAGUUGAUUCCCUGCAAACUUUACACAAUCUACAGGAAGAUGAGCUAACUGAUUUUCAAGAAAAUUGGAAUAUGAGUGCUGACAAAGUUUUGCCUGGAUGGAAUGACGGCUUUAAUUUAAUUGAGAACUCCGGGUUUAACAAUGGUGCAUGGGAUGAUUAUUUCGGUUGGGGUGGAUGGCCCCGUCUGUCUCUCGGAGACCAUGGGAACACCUGGGAUGACGAUGCUCAUGGAUCAUCUUCAGAUGGACCCUCCCGCAAAAUCGUCCCUGUCGAAUAG
Molecule: messenger RNA, 774 nt
Organism: Striga hermonthica
Lineage: Eukaryota; Viridiplantae; Streptophyta; Magnoliopsida; Lamiales; Orobanchaceae
Source: the annotation of a GenBank genome assembly